AUGAGCCUCCGGCGCGCCAUUGCCCGGGUCAGCGAGACGACGCUUCCGUUAAGGAAGACGAGCGCCCGUGACCAGCUUCGACUCGGUUCCUAUCCGGUGCCGCCAGAAGCCCACAUCUGGUGGGCCAAUCGCUCUCAGGUGCCGGGCGGUGAGAUCAAGCAGACCUUCUCCCACUUGCAGCAGAAGAUUAUGUGGCAGUGGUUCUGGAACGCCCCUGCCCGCUGGUACUGGCGCUUGUCGAGUCUGGCUUGGCCAGCUGGAGUGCCAUGCCUCCUGAUGUACAUCUUCGUUUACAAGUCCUGCGAGUGCGACGUUGAGGCGUCCAUCAAAGCCAAGACAUGGUGGUGA
Symbiodinium sp. CCMP2592 is the source of this 348-nucleotide messenger RNA. NCBI's taxonomy places the organism in Eukaryota, Dinophyceae, Suessiales, Symbiodiniaceae. The record is from the annotation of a GenBank genome assembly.